CGGGAGAAAUGGCGGUCGCGAGAACAGCGAAAGUUUGAGAGGGAGGGAGAAAGAAAGAGAGAGAGUGAGCCUCCACACUCAGACCUUGGGGAGGACAGUCUGGUUCAAUGGAGCCCAGGGAGCUUCAUUUAUUUUGGAAUUCAGUAACCUAAAGGACACAGCAGCAAGUAAGCCAAGGAAAGAAGUUACCUACUUGAAUUCUUUGAAAUAUGUACAUUUGUUACAUCCCUCCCAAUACUGGUGGAACUGACACUGAUUCUAAUGACAAAUCAUUAACACAAAUUCUUUGAGAACACUGUCAUGGUCAAUCACGUUAUUUUUGUGGCUACUUCACGGUAAACAUUGUUAAACCCAGAGACCCUUGCUGAAGAACUGACAGCGAACUCCGUGUGCAUUGCUGGAAAAAAACAUCAGUGAUCUUGUCCCAGGACGGUUGAUGUUUCAUGUUGAUAUUGUUUCACUCACACAUGGAGUCAAAUGGAUCGGAAGACAAAUAAAAUUACUUCAAGCUCUGCAAAGAAUUCAAUCAGAAAGGACUUGGGAAUGAAGAAAGGGGAUCACUUGUUGAAGAAAGAUCAUCGAAAUGCUGUGACGGUGGGACCUCCAGUGAACACUCAGCUUCCCAAAAGUACAUCCCAGGAACAUUCCAUAAAGCAUGGUGGGACUAAUGUACAUUGUGUCAAAAAGAGCUUGAUCCCUUACAGAGUGAAUUACACCUGGAACAGAGGUGGGCGAUUGAAGGAACUCUGCAUUAGGCACCUUGUGAGAAAGUUCUUGCAUUUGUGGACACGGAAGACAUUUGGGAGAAUCCUUCCAUCCAAAGCUAGAUCCCACUACUGUCAUGCAGUAUUGAGUAAAGCAUUUGAUGAAUGGAAGGAGCAAUGGUGGAGUGUGAGAAUAGAAUGGAAACUGAUGGUUCGAGCGGACUGUCACUACAGGUAUCAUAAAUAUAAUCAAACGUGGAGAGCCUGGCAGACGUACAUCCUUCAACAGCAGAGGAAGAAAGCAAAAUACAGGAUGGCAGUUUCACACGCUCAUUCACAGAUGAUGCGGAAGAUCUGGAUUCACUGGUCCUUUUACAUAGACAUACGGAAAACCAAGCGUAUGAUGCAGACUGAGGCAGAUGAGUUCCGUGUAAAAGCAACUCUUCAGGCUGUGUGGUCCAUUUGGACCAAACAGUUGGAGAGGAAGGAAAGAAAUCGCAAAAUGGACGGGUUAGCAAUGCAGCAUUGGGCAAAAACCUUGCAGCACAGGGCCUGGCUUCAGUGGAAUGCAUUGUUGUAUCUAUUGCAGCAAGAGCAGGAGAGGAAUGCCCAAGCGCAGCAAGUAUACCAACGUCAUUGCCUGCGGCGAUCCUUGCUGGCUUGGCUGCUAUAUGUUCAGGUUUGCAGGGACAAGAAGUGUCAAUACAGGUUGGCUGAGCAGACUUAUAAAAGUUAUGUUGUGCAGCGAUACUUUUUGUCUUGGCACUCAGCCUGGCAUCUUCGAAGAAGCGUCCUUGCACAUGAGAAUCACAUCAGUGAAUCGGGCAGGAGGUGCACGCUGCGGCGGGUAUUUACCCACUGGAAUCACUAUGUUUUGCUUUGUGCUGAAAAGGUCAAAUUGUGCAGAUUGGCAGAUGAUCACUACCGUCACCACCAACUGCAAUCGAGUAUUACUGCUCUGAUGUUCAACGUGAGAAGCAUUCGACUGAAACAGAUGCUGAAUAACCUUGCCCACCAACAGUCCCAUGUUUGGAUGCUGCGAAGGUGCUGGGAUCAGUGGAAAUCAUGUUUGGAACUGCAAGAGAAACUUGAACUUGGGGCACUGACUGGACAAGCCCAAGAGCAUUUCAGGAAGGUAUUGCUGAGGAAAUCGCUGCAUUGCUGGAUAAAGCACGUCGAAGGGAAAAAGUGGUCUCAGGUUCAGGAUAAGAAGGCUAAUGCUCAUUACUUUCAGAUGAUACUGCCUUUAUACCUAAAGAAGUGGCGGAUGUUUGUUAGUGAGAAGAUAUACCUGAAUAAGAUGAAAGAGUCUGCGUGGGAAUUUCACAGAGAGAUGGUGCUGAAGCUGGCUUUUUACACUUGGUGGGAGACGAUGGAUUGUCAGCGUGAGAAUCGAAUGGCAGAAAGAUUGGCUGUGAUUCAUUCUGCUCACUGCAUAUUGCAGCGGUACUGGUGGAGCUGGCGUAAGCAGACUGCCAUCUGCGUGGAGGAAAGAGGGAAGGAGGCCAUGGCUGAAGAGCACAUUAGAUGUCAACUGCUCCUUAAAUCUAUACAAUUUUGGAGAGAGACUGCAGCAGAGCAGAAAGCAGAACGAGACCAUCAAUUUCGAGCCAUAAGACAUUGGUACAUGUGUCGCUUGCGGGGAACCUGGAGUGCUUGGCAGCUGUUUGUGCAGAAAAAGCGUGAGAAGUGGAAGAAACUCAUGUGUGCAGAUAUACAUUAUCAGCAAGUAGUGCUGUCCAAAGCCUUGCGUGAAUGGAAGGUUUAUCAUCAGAACACACAGCAGAUCCUGCAUAAGGUGGAUAAGAAGGAGGAGAAAUGGAGAAGCGAUUUGUUGAGAUUUUCUUUCUGUACCUGGAAAGAAAAUGUGCACCUACUGGCUGAUGAAGCUCACAAGACUGCCAGAGCAUAUCAUCAUUAUCACCAUGUGCUUUUAUCCAAGGUUCUUGAGCACUGGAGAGAUGUAGUUUCACUUCAAGUGUAUCAACGACAACAGGAGGAGGAACUUGUGCUAGAAGCAAGACAACAUAUUGGUUUUUUUCGGCUGCAGCAUGUGUUUUCCCACUGGAAGCAGCUCAGUCAAAGUUCAGUAACUCAACAAGGCAAAAUGGAGGCUGCUGCCCAACAUUGUGGACAGAAGAUGAUGAUGAAAUGCCUGUUGUCCUGGAAGCAGCAUCAUGCCCAUUGUUUGAGGGCAGUGUUGUUACAGAGACAAGGAGAUUGGUUUCAAGCACAGCGACUUUGUAGAUGCUACUUCACAAACUGGAAAGUAAAACUGUUGGCAAAACAUUGCGAGGACAAGCAGACUGCAAUAGCUUUAUGGCAUUGGUCUCUCUCACUUCAGGAGAAGGUGUUUGAUGCCUGGCUUAUGUAUGUACAGGAGCGGCACAGGAAAAAGGUACGCAUUGCAAAAGCAGUGGAAAGUUAUCGCAGUCACCUGCUAAGAACAGGGGUGGCUGCAGUUCUUCAUUACACCUCUGACAUGAUGCAGUUUCGCAGCCAAAUUGCAGCUGAGCAUCAGAUGAAGACUGCUUACAGCCGCCAUCAGGUUGUCUAUCGCUGUGCUAUGAUCUGGAAGCAAAGAGCACUCUGCAAGAGGGAGAGGUUGAAGCGCAAGUCUACAGCUGUGACAUGCAAAAAAACUGUGGCUUUCAAGCUUCCAAUUGCUGAGGUUUGUGAAGAGAAAGAUGUCAGUAUGAAAACUGGAAUCUUGAAGAGUGAAUCUAGGAAAAGGGUUUCAAAGACUGCACCAAAUCCAAUUAGAUAUGAUGGCUUACCACCAAUGCUGUCAGGUGGAGACAUGGAUUUCAGCAAUUUACCCCUUGUACAUCCGGUAAGAUUACAGCCAAGAAGACCAGGGUUCCUGUUAGAAUCAUUGCGAAAGAAGGAUCUUCUGGACAGUAUCAACAGCAGCGGCAAUGCAUCGAGACUGGACUCUGCAACAGCAACUACAACUGAUCUGCCAGUAAUGGAGAGCCCAACACAAACCAGAACCCUUGACGUAAGGGGUCCCAUCAGCCUAGGUGACCAUUCUGAGAAUGAUGCCACUGAAGGUGCUUCUUGUCAAUCGUUAUGUUUUGCUAAAGAGACAAAGAAUCUACAAACUGUGCAGCUACAGGCUUCCUUUCCCAUUGCCCACUUUUCUUCAAAGACAACCAUGGAUAGCCAGCAGGAGCAGCCAGUGCCAAAGGAACUCCUGCUGCCCCCAUCUGCAUUCCUGUUACUUGGGAAAGAGAAAGUGAAUACAAACGUGGAUCUGAACAGGCAUAGUGACUUCGCUGAUGUUCACCAGAUUCAACAGGACAAGAGGGUUUCGAGCAGGAAGUCGCACACAAAUCCACAGUUGCUCUCGCCAGAUGAUUUCAGAGCCGGGUCAGGAUGCUGUAACCUGGUUUUUCAGGACACGGAUUCAGAUGAUGAUUUUGAUGGAUAUAAUCAGCAAUGCCAGCUAGAGGCAGAACUACAGGGAAUACGUCAGGAGAUGCAGCGUUUCCAUGACAACAAACAGAACCUGAGAUCCUGGCGGAAACAGGCCUCUGUGCUCCGAAAUUGGCUUCAAGUAAAUUCUGCAGAUAAGGGAGAGGAAAUGUCAGAGAUCAGACAGGAACUAAAGCAGCUGGAGCUGGAUAUUGAAAAGCUUUCGAAGAAGCUGAGCAAUGAUGUACCUUAUAUACAGGGUCAACUUGCCAGAGUGCAGGAGAUCCGGAAAAUCCUGACCAUCUGAGAACAUUCCCUACUUUUGCCUCUGCUGUCUCCGAAAAGCCUGGUCCAUGUGAUAACAGAAAUAGUGCUUUCCCCUGGCAGAAGAUCUUGCAUGCUGAAUCUAAUUCAGCCUGCAAAGGAUGGGAACUGGGUUAAACUUUGACCUUGUGAUGCAAAAACAAUCGAAGAAGCAAAUUCUGUGUCUAUGAAAGGUUUCCAAUAGUCUUCACACAAUAUGAUAAAAGAUGGUGGCCUCUCCAUGGACAUUCAUGAGGCUGUAUGCACAGUGCUGACAAUUUUGACUUUUCCAGGUUUUGUCAAUUAAUAGCAGAAGCCUGUACUUUAGACAGUUAGUUGUAACUACAUUUUGUAGGAUAAUGUGUGUAUGUAAUCAUGUAAAGCUAAUGUAAAUGCAUUCCAAAAAAGAUUAUUAAAACUUAAAGUCUGCAGUUUAAA
Carcharodon carcharias (great white shark) is the source of this 4862-nucleotide messenger RNA. It is a transcript of the gene sfi1, whose product is annotated as SFI1 centrin binding protein. The coding region runs from base 478 to 4428 and encodes 1316 amino acids. Gene Ontology annotation, molecular function: phosphatase binding. The transcript has 33 exons. The record is from RefSeq and is a predicted model, not a curated record. NCBI's taxonomy places the organism in Eukaryota, Metazoa, Chordata, Chondrichthyes, Lamniformes, Lamnidae.